AUGUUCUUGCUGCGCCGAGUGGCUCUCCCGCAAUCGCCGCUCGUCUCGCCGCUGCGCGAGCGAGGGCGGUUACUCACGCGAGGCCUCGCCAAGAAAGCCAAGGACAAGGGGAAGGGGAAGGCAAAAACUGCGGCCGCGGUCGACCCGGAGCCGGACGGCGACGGGUCGGCGAGCGGGAUCGACUUGGAGCGGCUCGAGGCGCAGCUGGAGAGGUCGGUCGGCAUCCUGCAGCGCGAGUUCCUGGGGCUGCAGGCUGGGCGCGCGACGCCUGCGAUGCUGGAGUCGCUCCAGCUCACGCUGGCGACGGGCGGCGCUCCGCUCUCUUCGGUGGCCAAAGUGCUCGCCCCGACGCCGCGCACGCUGCAGGUGUCGGUGUUCGACGCGGCGAACGUCGCCGCCGUCGUCAAGGGCAUCGAGGCGUCGGAGCUGGGGCUGGCGCCGGAGGUGGUUGGCAAGGCGGUCAAGGUGGCGCUCCCGCGGCCAACGCAGGAGGCGCGAGAGGCGCUGCGGAAGGAGGUCAAGCGGGCGGCCGAGGAGGCGCGGCAGGCGCUUCGCGGCACGCGGCAAAAGGCGAUGAAGAAGGCCAAGGCGCUGCCCUCGAAGGACGAGGUGAAGCGCGCGGAGAAGGACGUCGAGCGGCUCGUCGAGCGCUUCAUGGCCAAGGUCGAGACGGAACUCGGGAAGAAGGAGGAGGAUCUGAUGACAAUCUGA
This is a messenger RNA of Emiliania huxleyi CCMP1516, 711 nucleotides long. RefSeq lists its product as hypothetical. The record is from RefSeq and is a predicted model, not a curated record. NCBI's taxonomy places the organism in Eukaryota, Haptophyta, Isochrysidales, Noelaerhabdaceae. The coding region runs from base 1 to 711 and encodes 236 amino acids. The transcript has a single exon. Gene Ontology annotation, cellular component: mitochondrion. Gene Ontology annotation, molecular function: ribosomal large subunit binding. Gene Ontology annotation, biological process: translation.